Moneuplotes crassus is the source of this 398-nucleotide messenger RNA. The record is from the annotation of a GenBank genome assembly. Lineage: Eukaryota; Ciliophora; Spirotrichea; Euplotida; Euplotidae.
UUUUCUAAAUUCCAAGAUGUACAAGUACAAGCUAAAGCACAGCUCCUUCGAGAAAAGAAAGCAUGAAUGUGAUAAGAUUAGAGAGAAGUUUCCUGACAGAAUCCCAGUCAUAUGCGAAAGAAGCUCUACCUCUAAAUUACCAGAAUUAGACAAGGAAAAGUUCCUCGUUCCAAGUGACCUCUGUGCCUACCAGUUCAAUUUUAUAAUCAGAAAGAGGAUCAGUCUACCAGAGAAUGACUCUUUGUACUUCUUUGUCAACGGAAAAUAUUUGCUGAAAGCAGACACUGAACUCGCUCAAGUGUAUGAAGAGAGAAAAGAUAGCGACGGAUUCCUAUACAUCACUUAUACUGAAGAAACCACUUUGGGAUAGAUUAAUGGCUUGAAUGUGAUUGCAUACU